AAAGGCAUGGAUAUUAUUAGAAUUUCAUUAGAAGACAUAAAAUAUGCCACAGAUAAUUUCAGUGAUGAGAAGUGCAUUGGAAGAGGUGCAUUUGGGAAGUUAUUCAAAGGACAACUUCGACAUGCUAAUGGACAUAAAAUCAUUGCUGCAAAGCGGUUGAAUACGAUGAAUGGUGAAGGAGUUCGCGAUUUUUUUCUAGAGCUAAAAAUUCUUCUCAAGUUUACACACAGGAAUGUCAUUGGUUUAGAAGGUUAUUGUGACGAAAUGGGUGAAAAGAUUAUUGUUUAUGAGUAUGCGCCUAACUCAAGUCUCGAUAAUCUGCUAAACGACGCUAGUCUUACAUGGAAGAAACGGCUUGAAAUAGGCAUUGAUGUUGCAAGUGGGUUGGAUUUUCUUCAUGGAGGUGUUCUAAGACGAGAAAUGGUGUUACAUAGGGAUAUGAAGAGUAGUAACAUUCUACUAGAUAGGAACUGGAAAGCGAAAAUUGCUAAUUUUGGGCUUUCCUUGAUAAGUCCAAAUAUUCAAGAUACCAACUAUGUCAUAGAGGAGGAUCCUGCAGGUGCAGGGUACAUCGACCCAGCAUACCUGAAAACACAUACAAUAAGCAAAGCUGCUGAUAUAUAUUCAUUUGGUGUGGUUUUAUUUGAGAUUUUGUGUGGGAGAUUGGCGAUUCCAACAGGUGUGGAUGUCCAGGAUAAAGAACAAUAUCUAGGUCCUUUGGCUAAAAACUUCCAUGAGAAAAACAAACUUCAAGAGUUCGUGUUUGAGGGUAUAAAGGAACAAAUUGUGCCACAAUCAUUAUCUACGUUUGCAGAUAUUGCGCAUAAAUGCUUACAUGAUGAUUGGCAUCAGCGGCCAACAGCAAGUGAGGUGGUUGCACAGCUCAAGGAAGCGAAGGAAUUCCAAGAGGAUUGUGGAAUAUGGGAGCCCAAACUGCCUAGUGACUACAAGGAAAUAAUCCAACAGUCGAAAAUCCCGGAGAUCUGCUAUACCAAAAAGAAAGAGGUUGUUUACAACAUGUUACAUACAGGAAUCCUCAUUCAAAAUGGCAACGUGUGGUUUUCGUUGGACGGUAAUAACAACAGAAAUGAGAUGAUUUCAGCAAAAUUGUUUACAUACAAAAACCAAAGUUCACAAAAGUGGAUACAUAAACGAAGCUCAAGGUAUAACAUAUUGCAUACUUCUAGUUUUCUGAAUAAAAAGAGUUUUCUUAUGAUCUCUCCCUGUAAGUAG
Messenger RNA from Helianthus annuus (common sunflower), 1233 nucleotides. RefSeq names its product receptor-like protein kinase ANXUR2. The record is from RefSeq and is a predicted model, not a curated record. The transcript has 5 exons. The coding region runs from base 7 to 1233 and encodes 408 amino acids. Gene Ontology annotation, molecular function: ATP binding; transmembrane receptor protein tyrosine kinase activity. Gene Ontology annotation, cellular component: plasmodesma; plasma membrane. NCBI's taxonomy places the organism in Eukaryota, Viridiplantae, Streptophyta, Magnoliopsida, Asterales, Asteraceae. Gene Ontology annotation, biological process: protein autophosphorylation.